AUGGAGGAGUGGGGGUGGGCGACGGUGCGGCUGGGCGCCGUGUGGCUGGCGCUGGUGUUCGCCCUCGUCGUGCUGCCCUCGGCGCUGGACAUCUCGCUGGGCAUCUCCGAGGCCUACAUGCGGCUGCUGGUGAGGACGCUGGAGUGGGCCACCAUCAGUGCAGAGAAAGGGGGCCCAAAGCCACGACCAGAGAAGCCCAAGAGUCCUGCUGCUAAUGGCAUCAUCCAAAGGGUGGAGACCCCCAUGGAGAAGGAGAUUGCGCGGCUGCGGCAGGCGGACUUUGAGUUCUCCGACAUCUUCUACUUCUGCAGAAAGGGCUUUGAGGCCAUCGUGGAGGAUGAGGUCACCCAGAGGUUUUCCUCUGAGGAGUUGGUCUCCUGGAACCUCCUCACCAGGACCAACGUCAACUUCCACUACGUGAACGUGCGGCUGAGCUUGCUGUGGGGGCUGGGGGUGCUGGUGCGCUACUGCCUGCUGCUGCCCCUGCGCUUUACCCUUGCUUCCAUUGGGAUCAUGUCAGUGAUUGUGGGCACAACAGUGUUGGGACAGCUGCCAAACAGCAGGGUGAAAAGCUACCUGAGUGAACUGAUCCACCUGACCUGCUGCCGCAUCCUGGUCAGAGCUCUCUCUGGUACCAUCCAUUUCCACAACAAGGAGAACAGGCCUCAGAAAGGAGGGAUCUGUGUUGCCAACCACACGUCGCCCAUCGAUGCCAUCAUCCUGACCAGCGACAACUGCUAUGCCAUGGUGGGGCAGGUGCACGGCGGCCUCUUGGGGGUGAUGCAAAGGGCCGCGGUCAAGGGCUACGCGCACGUCUGGUUCGAGCGCUCCGAGAUGAAAGAUCGCCACCUAGUGGCCAAGCGGCUCAGGGAUCAUGUGGCUGAUAAAAGCAAGCUCCCAAUCUUGAUUUUUCCUGAAGGCACCUGCAUAAACAACACCUCUGUGAUGAUGUUCAAGAAGGGGAGCUUUGAAAUUGGAGGGACAAUCUACCCUGUGGCAAUGAAAUAUGACCCCCAGUUUGGGGAUGCCUUCUGGAACAGCAGCAAGCACAGCAUGGUCAGCUACCUGCUGCGCAUCAUGACCAGCUGGGCCAUCGUCUGCAACGUCUGGUACAUGCCCCCCAUGGUCAGAGAGGAAGGUGAAGAUGCUGUGCAGUUUGCCAACAGAGUGAGGUCAGCCAUUGCUCACCAAGGAGGCCUGACUGAGCUGCCCUGGGAUGGAGGGCUGAAAAGAGCCAAAGUCAAGGACACCUUCAAAGAAGAGCAGCAGAAGAACUACAGCAAGAUGCUGGUGAGGAAUGGCUCAGUAGGAGGUCCCUCUGCAGAAGCAGAGUCAGACUGA
Indicator indicator is the source of this 1341-nucleotide messenger RNA. RefSeq names its product glycerol-3-phosphate acyltransferase 3 (gene GPAT3). Gene Ontology annotation, molecular function: glycerol-3-phosphate O-acyltransferase activity. Gene Ontology annotation, cellular component: endoplasmic reticulum. Bases 1 to 1341 code for a protein of 446 amino acids. The transcript has 12 exons. NCBI's taxonomy places the organism in Eukaryota, Metazoa, Chordata, Aves, Piciformes, Indicatoridae. The record is from RefSeq and is a predicted model, not a curated record. Gene Ontology annotation, biological process: triglyceride biosynthetic process.